Molecule: messenger RNA, 1769 nt
Organism: Dothidotthia symphoricarpi CBS 119687
Lineage: Eukaryota; Fungi; Ascomycota; Dothideomycetes; Pleosporales; Dothidotthiaceae
Exons: 5
Coding region: 431-1492 (353 amino acids)
Source: RefSeq, a predicted model, not a curated record
AUGUUGUUUACCAAAUUCCUCCUUCUGGAGGCUUCGGUCAGCGCACUCAACACAGCUGUUCAAAACCCCAACGCAGCGCGAUGCAGUCUUGUCGAUCUUGUUGUUACUGCGUUGCGUAAAGAAUCUGGAGCUUCGUCAUUCUGCUCGUCGUUUCUCCAGAUCUCAACCGCAACCGCAUCGGCGACCGUAACUCUCACCAACACAGUGAGCUCAACGUCCAUAACGCCAACAACACUCACGGUUACGGAAACCAGAACCACGUCGACUUCGACCACAGAUGUGGCUCUUGAACCAAUUACUUCCACAGCAGACGCCGUAACCACUACCGUGACAGAUACAAACCUCGACAUCCCUGGCAUGUGGUGGGCAAAAAAAGAAGAGAAAUGCCCCACAAACUAUCAAGCCCACUUCGUCUUCCACUAAGAAGACCAUGAGUUCUUCGACAUCCUGCCGCUCGACGUCUAAGAGCUCUUCGACUUCGAGUUCCACCACUCGUUCAUCAUCAACUACUCGUUCAUCAUCAACUACUCGUUCAUCAUCAACUACUCGUUCCUCGUCGACUGUCCGAUCGUCGGUUGCUGUCGUUCCAUCGGUAGUCAUCCGUCCAACGUUGAUCGUCGCUUCAUCUUCGACUAUCCGUUCGUCGUCAAUCACUUCCUCCUCCUCGGUUGUCCGCUCAUCGUCAACUACUCCCUCAACUACGCGAUCAACAUCGACCCCUCAAUCAUCCAGCGCCACGAAUGUGAUCGGCUGUGCCCAGGCACCAGGCUUGUUGAAAGUUUUCCCUUGCUCCCAACUGUCCUCUGCGUGCGGUUGCCUCUCUCUACCCAUGCCCACGAAGUCAAUCACCCUCACUCGAACAACGCAAACUACUAUCGUGAACACCGGUUCUGAUGUGAGCACGACCACCGUGACGAUCACUCAAACAUCCAUUAUCACAAACCGGCCUGUCUCUACCUACACACCAACUUUCACGAGCACGUCCACGAUAACAUCUGUCACCAUAACAUGCCCUUGUGCCACACCUACCCCAAAUAUCUGUGGUACUACCUGUGUCGACCUUCUAAGCGACCCCAACAACUGCGAUUCCUGCGGCAACGUAUGCUCUUCUGGAACCUGCAUUAACGGAAAUUGCAGCAUGUCCGACUGUCCCGUCGGAGGGAGUUGCAACAAUGUCGUUACUUGUGGAGGCCUCUCAUCGUGCCAUUGCAGACAGACCACGAGAGGGAUCAACCGCUGUCUGAGUCAAGCGCAAUGCCCCGGUUCAAGUGCAUGCGAUGCUGAUUCUGAUUGUGGAUCGGGUCUGUACUGCGUUACAAACACUUGCUGUGGGGACAAUAUCAACGUUUGUGUGGGCUAUGGCGCUUGCCCCAACACUUUCGCGCCAGUCCGCAUGUUCAAGAGGAGGGGCCUGAUGGAGAGGGCGCGUUACGACAUUGACGACCCUGAGUCUCUUGUGAGGGCAAAAGCCGCUAGCAAUCAGUCAAGUUAAUGCUGUAAGUUUGUUAUGACGAGUUUUCCUUAGUUGUGGGUUGCCAGUUGCUUAUAUAGAUUUAGCACACUUGGACGUUAUUGCCUCGGCUUUUAAUUUGUCAUUCACCUUUCAUUUAACGUCAUAUUAUAUACCUUAUGAUCGAGCUGCCAUGUUGAAAUCAUUCUACUAUCUUCAAUCAAUCUGAUUCUGAUUAAAACUGUAUUCCUUUUUCACCUUCGUUAACAUAUGUUUCUUUUUCAAUAUCCAGUUUCGACAAUCAGGAUUAAUACACGCG